Molecule: messenger RNA, 819 nt
Organism: Sordaria macrospora k-hell
Lineage: Eukaryota; Fungi; Ascomycota; Sordariomycetes; Sordariales; Sordariaceae
Source: RefSeq, a predicted model, not a curated record
AUGUCGUACCAUGCGCUAACGGCCGCUAUUGAUCCUAUCGAGCCCGACGACCGCGAAGGACUUUUUGAUGCCAGCAUCCGAUCCCUUAGGAGUCUACUGGAUCCCAACAAUGUCGGGUGGGAUAUUUUGGCCGGAAUGGUGGCUGAUCGCAAGUCCAAGUGGGAAGAAUGGUACAACGGGUUCGUGGCACGCGAAGUCUUUCUCCAGAAGGAAGAGCAGUGGAAGGGGAACGGACAAGUCAGUUCUCGGUAUCUCCUUCAGACGGUUGCCGAGCUUUGCAAUGCUCUUGAAGCACUGAAUCGUUGGGCUGGUGCACUGGCCAAAGCAUCUGCGUCCCUGCAGUCCCUGGAUCUGGGGGGUGAGGUGGUGAUAAAGGAUGCUCACCCUAGAACUACCAAAACCACCACUACCUUGGAGGGCGCCCGAGAGGAGGCGGUGGAGAGAAUUUUCACAGUUGCAUGCCGACUUGCGGAUUGUCAACGCUCCAAUAACUUCAUCAACCAAGGCCGGGCGAUGUCAGAGAAUGAACUAAGAGAACUCGAAAUACGCACGGAGGACGCCGUAGUGGAAGAGUUGAAGGGCAACAAGUGUCUUCAGUAUCUCAAGAAGAGUCCAGGCCACGACGAUGCCAAGGAUUGGGAAAGAUAUCUUCAGACACUCCGCCCGCAACCCGUCAGUGAAGCUGUGCAGGCCGCGAAGAAAGAAAAGUCAGCCCCCAAAGUCCGCCAACCACAUACCACAGAGUCUCAAGGGAGUACUGCCACUCGGGCACCGCUCCCAGGUUCGACCUCGGGAAUCCUUGGAGGCCAGGCGGCCUAG